AUGGCUGCGCAGCAUCAGUCUUGGAAGCCUUGGGACAGCAAGCUUCCAGAGAGAAACUGGAAAGUCCCGUCCACACCGCCGGAGAUCAUAACCUACGCGAAGGCCCAGGAUCGGAGCCGAUCGAGGCCACAAAGCAACCAGGAAGGCCACCAAAGGCAAGUGGUGCACCUGCAAGCAUCUUCGCGGGACGCUCAUGCGGCCAAUGCAGUUCCGCAGCACGCGAGGCCGCAUGUCACCCAGGCUGCGACAAGGCCAGUUCCACGACGCCAGACGCGAUGCUUACGGCCGGGCGGCGACGGUGUGCCGGCGAUGCGGGCUGCCUCUUCCGGAUCCACGUGCGCUGCCGGGCGGAUGCCAGUGUCCGACAUGGAGGCGUCAAGACUGGCGCGAUAUGCACCAGCCGCCACAGACACCGCAAGCCUGGAGGAGGACGGGGGCACCACCACCUCGCGGUGCAAGCGUCGUCCAGGCAACAAACGUGCAGCCCAAGAGAUGACAACGACUCUUGUUUUCGAGUGCGGAACUGCAUGCAUACCCAAGGGGUCCAAGUAG
Messenger RNA from Symbiodinium sp. CCMP2592, 552 nucleotides. Lineage: Eukaryota; Dinophyceae; Suessiales; Symbiodiniaceae. The record is from the annotation of a GenBank genome assembly.